Molecule: messenger RNA, 1133 nt
Organism: Salvia splendens (bonfire salvia)
Lineage: Eukaryota; Viridiplantae; Streptophyta; Magnoliopsida; Lamiales; Lamiaceae
Product: origin of replication complex subunit 6-like
Exons: 9
Coding region: 164-1030 (288 amino acids)
Biological process (GO): DNA replication initiation; DNA replication
Cellular component (GO): nuclear origin of replication recognition complex
Molecular function (GO): DNA binding
Source: RefSeq, a predicted model, not a curated record
CCCUCAAAAUUUCAACGCCUGCCGCAUUCCCGCCAUUAAUCUUUGAUAAUAAAACUGAAAAUUCCCAGCAACCCAAUAACGCAAUUUCACUAGAGAUUUCAUUUCUCUCAAUCCCAAAAACCAACAAGAAGAAUCGCCUACUCCAAUUUCGUUUGCUCAAAAAAUGGACAUGUCCGACAUAGCCAGGAAAUUAGGCCUCUCCGAAUCCAAAUACGUUGUCCGUAAGGCUGCCGAGCUCCGCCGGCUAGCCGACAUCCAGUUCGAUUCCUCCAUCAUCGGCGUCGGCGAGAUUUGCAAGGCCGUAAUUUGCCUCGAGAUUGCAGCUUCCAGAAUGGAAGUUUUGUUUGAUCGGCAUGAGGCAAUAAAGCUGAGUGGGGUUUCCGAUAAGGCUUACAACAGAUCCUUCAACUCGAUGCAGAAUGGGAUGAAUUUGAAGAAUAAACUUGAUGUAAGAGAACUGGCCAUUCAAUUUGGAUGCGUGCGCCUCAUCCCCUUUGUUCACAAGGGCCUUUCUUUGUAUAAGGAUCGGUUUCUUGCUUCGUUGCCUCCUUCUCGAAGGAGCGGUACAGAUUUUAGUCGACCUGUUUUUACUGCGGUAGCAUUCUACCUUUGUUCCAAGAGGCAUAAGCUCAAGGCAGACAAAUUCAAGCUGAUUGAGCUUGCUGGCACAUCAGAGUCUGAAUUUGCUAAUAUAUCUACUUCGAUGGUGGACCUAUGCUUUGAUGUGUUUGGAAUAGCCAAGGAGAAAAAGGAUGCUAGGAAAAUCCAAGGCAACCGAGAGCUUAUUGACGCAUUGCCUGAAAAGAGAAGGCUAGAGGAUGGUGGCUACUCUUCUAGUGAUGGUGAAGAGUCUCCUGCCUACAAGAAGCGCAAGCAGAUGGAUAAACGGGAUCACGAUGAGUGGAAAUCUGCUGUUUUGAAGUCCAACAAGCUUGGCAAGGCUCAAGCUGCUGCAAAGCUAACGAAAAGCAGACAGAGCGGGCUUGAUUUUCUGAAGAAGGCUCCUGAAACUGCAGCAAAUGCCUUGUGAUCAUAGAUAUUGAUUUUUUGUUUCAAUUUUGCUGAUCUCUAUGAUUUUUCAAGCUGUACAUGACAAUUGAAAGAAAUGGAUAUAAAUUAUUGUUGAAAUGAAA